AUGGGGAAAGACAAAAAGAAGAGUAGAAGUAGAAGCAAAUCUGGUAAAAAGAAAGAGAAGAAAGAAAAGAAGGAAAAGAAAUCAAAAGCAAAGAAAGAUUCAAUAAAGAAGGAGUCCAUUAAAAAAAAAGAAUCUUUAAAAAAGGAAUCUCAAAAGAAAAAUAAAAAGUAAAAAGAAUCAAAAAAAAAGGAUAAUAAGAGUAGAAAGAAAAGUCAAAGUCCAUCCCCAAUGAAUGCUUAAAAAAAAUAGGCCUAGGAUGAAUAGAAGUUGAAGGAGGGCGAAUAGAAGCGAUUAUCAAGAUUAAUGAAAGCAAAACUAAUUAAAUUUUAGAAUUCAGAUGAUGAUGAUGAUGAUGAUAAAAAAGAAUUUGUUUAUAAAGAUCCUGAAGUAAUUGAACCAAUUUUACCACCAGAUGAAUAAUUAAUUUAUGAUUGGUCAUAAAGAAAUUAAGAAAAAUAAAUAUAAGAUGCAUUAAAAAAAUGUAGAUUGGUGGGAGAGAAAUUAUUUUAUGAUUCUGAUGGAAUUGAAGAGGAUGAUAAUCCAGAUGAAUAAUUUUAAGAUGAAAAUUGUACAGAUAAUAAAUAAGAUGCAAAAAUGUAAGAAGAAUAUGAUUAGGAAAUGUAGAAACAAAAUGAAAAGGUAGAUAAAGAAUAAUAAUAAAGAUUUUUGAUAGAGAAAAAAACAUUAAAUAAUGAUAGUGAUAGUGAUAGCGAAGAUGAAGUUGCAUCUAAUGCUAAAUUAUUUACAAAAAAUUUAUUAUCUAUUUCAAAAUUGUUCUUCUAUUUUAUUUUGAAACAAGAAAUUAGAACUCUUUUUAGUUUUAUUAAAUGUCAUUUUCACAAAACUUAAAGUAAGAAAUUUCUUUAAAAAUUAAAUAACUUUAAUAAUUAUGGAAAUUACAAUUUUUUUUGUUGUUGUUCCUAAUAUAUGUCUACUUGA
Paramecium pentaurelia is the source of this 939-nucleotide messenger RNA. The record is from the annotation of a GenBank genome assembly. NCBI's taxonomy places the organism in Eukaryota, Ciliophora, Oligohymenophorea, Peniculida, Parameciidae.